This is a messenger RNA of Lentinula edodes (shiitake mushroom), 982 nucleotides long. RefSeq lists its product as uncharacterized. The transcript has 2 exons. The record is from RefSeq and is a predicted model, not a curated record. Bases 179 to 661 code for a protein of 160 amino acids. NCBI's taxonomy places the organism in Eukaryota, Fungi, Basidiomycota, Agaricomycetes, Agaricales, Omphalotaceae.
CAUGUUGAUUAUGCAUUAAGUCCUUGGUUUUCAAUAAAAAGGUCUACAGCUUUCCAAUGAAGGUCUCUUGCCCUUUCCCGGUAUUCGACAAGAGAUAUUUACCCAGAGUAUCAGCAGUACUACUUUUCACUCUUUUCCUCUCUCUCCAUUCGCUUCGUGGGCCGCACGAUCUACUAUCAUGCAGCUGGAGAUCACCCUUUCACGUUUCUUCGUUCACCUUUUAAAUUGGACAAUCAAGCAUGUCCUCUUUUCAGGCAUCCUCCUCCUCGGUUCAUUUUUCAACACGCUUCACAAGAAAGAUCUUUCACUUCUUUUGUUAGAGUUUACGUGCUCAGCAGUGUUGAUGGGAUGUUUCAUGUUCCUACUGAGGAGAGCGCUGACUGUGACUCCGAGGCGGCGCACGAUCCACUUGGAUGACCUGGAAUCUGGCUUCCACCUCGGCACCAUCGAAGCCACAUCCGUCAUGAGCGCAUGUCCUAUAUGCCUCGCCAACGAGAUGCCCCUUUUCAACUCACUCGCUCUGGGACCGUCCGCCACUGGUAGUGACAGCGAGAGGGAGCAAACAUCGACUUCCAAGUUCUUGAUGAUUAUCCCGGUGCUCAUCUCCCGACCGGUAAUGUUAUUGGAGGGGGGCAAUGGGGAGGUCAAUGAGAGCCUUUAAGCCGAGGACUUGCCUGGUUGUUCAGGACCUAGGAGCGCUGUUGUGUCUGUAUAAACUUCUGAUUAUGUUCGUACUCCUUCGCAGAGUUUCUGAACUCCUUAUCGAAAUUCCGAAAUCGAGAGGAGCUGUUGACUGGAUACCUACAAGGAUCUGUAAUACAGAAUGAACAGUGCCUUUGUCUUUUACACAAAUGGGUUCAAGUGGGUCAAUCUUCCAUUCGAGACUGAUCCCCAAUGAGCAGUCAGUACACACGAUAACCUACAACUCCAGGACGAAGUGACUACAGUCCGACAACAAAGACAGUACACAGGAAAAAUACUA